Agrilus planipennis (emerald ash borer) is the source of this 1565-nucleotide messenger RNA. Its product is annotated as protein limb expression 1 homolog. Lineage: Eukaryota; Metazoa; Arthropoda; Insecta; Coleoptera; Buprestidae. The annotation marks the transcript as partial. Gene Ontology annotation, cellular component: cytoplasm. Gene Ontology annotation, biological process: autophagosome maturation. The record is from RefSeq and is a predicted model, not a curated record. The transcript has a single exon.
AAUUGUCCAACGAAAGCAGAGGCUCGUCGAAGUGCAGCUAAAAUAGCUUUAAUGAACUCAGUUUUUAAUGAACAUCCGUCCAGACGAAUAUCUGACGAUUUCAUAGAAAAGGCCGUUGCUGAAGCGCGAGCUUCGUUCAAGGGAGAACCAGAAGAAGCGGAUAACCCGAACACUGGCAUAGGAGCUUUUCGAUUUAUGUUGGAAUCGAAUAAAGGCCGCACUAUGUUAGAGUUCCAGGAGUUAAUGACAGUGUUUCAAUUGCUCCAUUGGAAUGGUAGUUUGAAAGCGAUGAGGGAACGCCAGUGUAGUCGUCAAGAAGUUGUUGCUCAUUAUUCGAAUCGAACACUUGAUGAUGAUAUGAGAUCUCAAAUGGCACUCGACUGGAUAGCUAGGGAGCAAGAGUGCAAAGGGGCCCUUAGAAGAGAACUAAACCAGGCCGAGAGAGAAUUAGAAUCUGCACGAUUAGCUGGACGUGAAUUACGUUUCCCCAAAGAGAAGAAAGACAUCCUGGUCCUGGCGCACAGCCAAGUCAAUAUGAACUAAUCAGUUUGUGCCUUUCUAUCGUGAUAAUGCGCCAAAUGUUUGAUGCACCAGGCCAGUUCAAAAUUGCUGAUCUGUUGAGACUGAUUUUUUUUUUGGGAUUUUCCCGGUGACUUUAACACUUUUUACAAAUCUAUUCUCCAAAUAUAAAUUCAUUUAAAAACUUCGGCAAAAUUAUAUUUCUUCAUUGCUUUUUCUUUAUUAAUUUUUUUGGUGCGCCCUUUGUCUUAGCCCUAUUGUUAUAUCUGAUGCUAAAAUCACUGGGAAUAUUCUCUUUUGUUAUUUAAAAUACUUUGUAUAUUAACUAAUGUUAGGAAUUUGUAGCAUGUGAGUGUGAUUAUUAUUAUUAGUUAUUAUAUUGCGAUUGCUCACCCGUCAGGUAAACUGUGGUAUUUAACUCCUCGUGAUUUUUUUGUUCUCGCUUCUAAAAUUUAAUAUUUGCUUUAAGACUGCUUUAUGUUUAAUUUUACUUAAAUGUAUUUUUCUUAUUAGUUAUUAUUAUGAUCGUAUAAACCGAUUAUGACGCUUUUUGUUAAGCUUUACACUUGCAUAUACAUUUGUAAACUUACUUAUUAAGGCAUAGCCAACAGAAAAAUGCCUCUUAUAUAAUAGCAAUAGUACGGGGUCGCACUGGUCAAUAAACGAACUAAAAUAACUUUGAUUAUUUUACUUGCUAUUUUAAAAGAAUCGUUGAAAGUACUUCUCUUUUACUAACUAUAUUAGUACGACCCUACAAUCUUAUAUUUUCUUUCAAUUGCUUUUAAAGUUUAUAAUUCUUUGUACUUGAAAAACACUAUUCGAUUUUGUUUACUUUCUUAAGUAUGUAAAGUUAUUUUUUGUUAUCGUUCAUCACACUAAAUUAAUUGAAAUAUAAACAUAUUUUUUUUUAUUGUACAAUGAGUUGUAAACCUAUACUGCUUACUUAAUUUUAAACAUCAACUACUCCAUUAAUAUACACACAUUACAUAUAUUUUGUACCAAUUGCUCAAGCAACGAUUUCAAGUUAAUAAAAUGUUUUUUAGUUA